Molecule: messenger RNA, 2834 nt
Organism: Camellia sinensis
Lineage: Eukaryota; Viridiplantae; Streptophyta; Magnoliopsida; Ericales; Theaceae
Product: F-box protein SKIP14-like
Cellular component (GO): cytoplasm
Molecular function (GO): protein binding
Source: RefSeq, a predicted model, not a curated record
CUUCCCUCCACACGCGCCGUUCACUUCACCCUCCUCUCUCUCUCUCUCUCUCUCUCUCUCUCUAAAUUUAGCAAUCGUCUUCGAUCUCUAUCUCUCUCUGGUUUUACAUUAUGUAUCAAACACAUAUGUAUCUAUAGCUGUAUAUAUGUGUGUGUAUAUAUAUGUAUAUCUGCAAUUUGGUCAAACUUGUGUUGGGGUUAAAUUCUUUGUCGUCUCUUUUCUAUUCCCACUCCAAUUCUGAUUUGAAUGUUGUUUUACUCGCAGGUCUCUAAUAUAUUAGCAUUAUCUUUGUAUAUAUUGCCUUGUUUGUACCUCUCAUCAUCUAGGGUUUCUCUAUAUCAAGCCCUCUUCAUUCUUUGAAAACCACCUUCUUUGGCAAAUCACAGGGUUUGUGUUUCUUGCUUUUGGUUAAGGUGGGUGGAUCAACAAUGGCAUUGAAUCUUUCAAAUAACUCUGUCGUUCCGGAUCAUCCGUUGGAAGAGAGCUUGUUUUCUGGUGAUGGGCACCUAAUUGAGGGAUGCCCAGAUAAGAAUUCUGCUGGUUUUGGCAAUUACAAGAAAUUCAAUACGGAAUUUGAGAAUUCCGACGAGUGCAAAAAGGAGAAAAUUGAGAAGGUCUCUGAUGAUAUUCUUGAUUUGUUGCCUUCUGAUCCGUUUGAUAUGGGUUUGAAUACUACUCUUACAGCAAUUAGGGGUUGGCUUGAGGAUAUUGAGAAUGAUUUGGAGUUACAUUCUCUUGGGUUUGUUACUGAUCAAGAUGAGGCGGAGGUGGCAGAGGAUCGGGUAUUUGCGGGACUGAAUUUGGUUUGGAAUGGUGCUGUGAAGUUCCAUCAGGAGGCUGAUAAUCCCAGGAGCCAAGAAGCAUCAAUUGGGUCUGUUAAAGAAUUACAGUCUGGACUAUGUGAUGGUGGUGUUCUGUUGGAUGACAACAAAGAGGAGCUUGUGGGUUUCAGCUAUGAUAAAUAUUGGGUCUCCAACUAUGAUAAAUAUUGGGUAUCCAGCAAUGCUGCUAAAGAAUUUCAAGGUUGCACUGAAAUCCAUUCGGAUGGUGAUGGUGAUGGUGAUGGUGAUGGUGGUGCUCCCCAUGAUGCUUUGUUUUUUGCUCUUGGUUAUCUAGGUGUGAAGGACCUUCUGUCUAUUGAAAGGGUUUGCAAAUCCUUGUGUGAUGCAGUUCAAAAUGAUCCUCUUCUGUGGAGGAGUAUUCACAUAGAUCAGCCAUUAAGUGACAAGAUCACUGAUGAUGCUCUAUUGCAGUUAACUAGCAGGGCUCAAGGCACUCUUCAAUGCUUGAGUCUAGUGGGGUGCUUGAGGAUCUCCGAUAGUGGAUUGAGGCGUGUGCUUGAGCGCAAUGCAGGGCUGACAAAGCUAAGUGUGCCAGGAUGUGUGAGACUUAGUGUUGAAGGUAUCUUGUGCAACUUAAAGGUUAAAUCCUCAGGAAAGCUUGGAAUAAAACACAUAAGGGUUGGUGGGCUUUAUGGUAUAACAGAUGAGCAGUUUGAAGAAUUAAAGUCUUUACUAGGUACAGAUAACCAUAGCCAGCCCAGUGCCCACAAACCACGGUUCUACCACGGUGGGCAAUUGUAUCUCUCUUGUAACGAUGACCGUGCUAUUGACAUUGAGGCAUGCCCAAAAUGCCAAAAACUCAGACAAGUCUACGAUUGCCCAGCAGAGAGCUGCCAAGGAAAACAUCAAUCCACCCAGUCUUGUAGGGCUUGUACAAUUUGUAUACCUCGGUGUAUCCAUUGCGGGUGCUGCGUUGAUGGCUGUGAUUAUGAGGAGACAUUCUGCCUUGAUUUGCUUUGUUUGGAUUGUUGGAAGCAGAUUCUGAAAUGUCAAAAUAGGCAGGAAGAGAUGGGUGCUCACUCUAAGUGCACUGUUUUUCACCAGCAGGCAAGGUACCAUUUUUGCCUUUAUGGCUAGAAGAAAUUGAUGUCGUGUAUAUGCUUUUUUGGCUUGUGAGUUAUGGGAUAUGAACUGCAUGAUUGGCUGUCCAUGUUUUUUAUGCAAAAAUGGAAGCCAGGUACGUACUUGGUUGAAGUCAUGGAAUCCUGCAAUAUCUUGAAUGCUCAUGGACGUAGAGAAAAGAGCACCAACAGCACAACUUCGAUUGUCGCUUGGGCUUGCGAGACCUGCUCCAUUGAUGCAUUUGAUGGAUCUCAGCUUCGAUGUAUUCUGUUUCUCCUAUGGGGGGUUUAAAAAGAAAGCAAAAGAAAAUUUCAAAAAUUUAUGUUAAAACAAUAAAUCUCUCUGGAAAAACUGAGAGAAUAUGGAAACAAAAAUUUGGAUAUGUGUGUAUGUUUCAGUGAUACUUGCCUGCCAGGGGAAAUUGCUGUUUGAUUCUACGUUGUUUGGGACUAAGGGCUAUCUUUUGGUACAGUUGCAAACAUAUGUAGGUUUUGCAUCGUAAUGAAAAAGCCAGAGGACAGUGAAAUUAAUUCAAUGAUUGCCUGUGGAAGUGAAGUAUCUUAUGUGUUGUUGGAUGAAAUUAUGGAAAUAACGUGUUGCUUGUAAAGGGGUGUCAUUUACUUGGCACGAUGCAUUUUCAAGCUGGAAUUGCUGGCAAAGAUGGAAAGAUAUUCAAGGCUUUCUCUUCUUCAUGGACAUUGCGAUGGUGGUGAGGUGUGGGGUUGCUAUUUGUGUUGCAAAGUCUAGAUAUUUUAUCAAUUUAAGCUAAAUUUAGUAACACAAGUUUAUGAAUUUAAGCUAAAGUCAGCAAACACUGGUUUGGCCUGUUGUUAUUCCUUGCCAAAUUUAAUAUCUGGUUGUGAUUGCUUAAAAUCUUUAAAUGUUGAAUAAUGAUAAUAUUCAUAGCGUUAUAUUCAUUUGUUGCUCUUC